GGGGCGCCGAGCGACGCGCCGCGGCAUUCGACGGCAGGUCGCGGCCGCGAGUGUGUGUCAUUCGCGCUAACGCCUUUACCAACAUUCCUCUCGCGCAGUGAAAACUUCAUAAAAAAUAUUUUAUUGCAAAAACAAAUGGCCGUCGAUAGUGAAACUUAAACUAGUGAAUAAGCACAGUGUUCUGUGAGAGUUUAUAAGCUGACAGUAAAGUUAGCGUGAUUUUACUUGAAUUCCGAGCCUCGCACCGCUCGGAAAGAGCUGAGUGACAGUUUGGUGUGUAUUGUGCGAGUUUUUCUCGAAGGAUUUUCUCUAUUAGCGAGCCGGAGGCGCAGCCCUUGCCCCCGUCAUGGAGGGUUACUUCGACAACGACCUGAAGGACGUGUUUGAGGCGGACAUUGACCCGGACAUGCAAGAAGUUCUCGACGAGGACUCUACUAUGAACGACUGGCUCAUCGACUCCAAAUCCGGCGUGGUGCUGCACGAUAGGCUCAUGACCGACGCGGCCCUCGGCGCGGCUCCCAUCAAGACAGAACACUCCUACAGCCUACACUCCGACGUCGAAUCAGCACCCUCAUCGCCACACCACACCAAAGUCGACGACAUGGAAGACGAGUGUUACCCAGCAAUGCCCGCCAGCGCUUGGAGCAGCCGACGGAGGUCCAGCGAGUCACCGCCACGGGAGGUCAAAAUGGAGCCAAAAUCCGAACCAGAGUCACCAGCGUCAUCCUGCCCACCAUCUCCCACGCCAGGCACACCUGUCACACACUUGGACUAUGUCAUCGACCACACAACGGGCACAAUCCACAUGCCUCAAGCAGUUCUUCAGAAGGUGGGCGCGGCGGGCGUGCCGCAGCUGCUGCUCAGCGCAGCACCCCGGCUGGCCAACUCGCUGUCCUCCAACAAGCUCUCCAUCAAGGUCACGUCCAGCUCGGGAGCGUCAGGGUUCAACUUACCCCCUACGCCGCCUUCGUCGCUAUCAUCAUCCGACAGCGAAGGGGCUUUAUCCCCCGAGCACGAGGGAGCCACCCCCGCGCCCGCCGCCGCCCCCUCGCGCCGCAGCCACCUGUACGUGUCGCACCACUCGCGCCAGCCCAUCAACACGCCGCUCAUUAGCAGCCAGCCGAAAGGCUCGACAGGCACGCUAAUGCUGACGGAAGAAGAGAAGCGCACUCUCCUAGCCGAGGGCUACCCGGUACCUACGCGCCUGCCGCUCACCAAGGCCGAGGAGAAGUCGCUCAAGAAGAUACGGAGGAAAAUUAAAAAUAAGAUAUCUGCACAAGAAAGCCGGCGCAAAAAGAAGGAAUACAUGGACCAGUUGGAGAGGAAGGUAGAAAUUUUAGUAUCAGAGAAUUCAGACUACAGAAAAAGGGUCGAGACGUUGGAACAGAAGAAUGCGAGUCUCCUCAGCCAGCUGGCCGCCUUGCAGGCGCUGGUCACGCGCGGCCGCAAGUGACGUCACCGCCCGCUGUGACAUCACACACAUGUAUUACACGAUCGGCUUCGAAUUCGAUCACAAGAUACGGGCGGUUUUAUGUAGGUGGCUCAGUAUCGAUUUUUGUUUCGCUGUUUUAUAACGCAAUAAUGAUUUGAUAAAAUCUGUGGCUUGUUGAUUCUCAAGGGUCCGAUUUAGUGAAGAAUUUUUAUUCGGGAGCUGAAGUUGGGAUAUUUGAAAAAUAUGAAUAUCUUUAGCACUAUAAAUAUCUAUCGGCUCUUUUGGUACAGAGAUCAGCAAUACAAUAUUGUUUAUUCCGUUGCAUUAUACGAGGGAUCACUAGAAUGACAUACUGAGCCACCUGACAAAGAAAGAAUUAUAAUUUUUGAAUUUGAUAUGUAUAUUUAAGGUUUCAUCUUGUGGUCCGAUUCGAUGCGUUGACACAAAAGGCUGUGAGAAACUGUAAGCGUUGGUUCUCACAGUUGCUAGCGUUGUUCAUAAUCGUAAGUCCCUUACGGCGUGUAUGUAAUUGAUGAUGUAUAUUUUGGAAGUAUUUACACGGUCGGUGGGUUGCUCAGUUAGUGGUAGGUCUGUGCCCGUGCCACUAGAUAUUUAUUUUGUUCCACGCCGUUACGUCGAGACGUGUCCGAGGAUUGACUCCAAGACAGGGAAUAGUACUGGGGAUUAAAUAAGUCGAUAGUUAUUUACGCGUGUUGUUUGAAAUCUCGUAAUAUAUUUUAAUAGUGCUGUAGAAGCGUUACAUAAUUUAAGUUUUAAUUUGUGCGUGUUUUUAUUAAAAUGUGCAAUUAGGUUAAGGAUUUAUUUGUUACCCAAAGCAUACGUUGUAAUAGUAUGUCGCCGCGGCGAGCGCGCGGUCGUCAGUUGAUGUUACGUGGAUCAUUAUUGGCCCAUACGUUCUGCAGUGGCACUGGACUAAGCAGGCGAUAAGUUGUGACUGGUCACUAUUUAAAUUAUAUUGUAGUAGAGAUGCAAAAGGCAACCCUUUUGUGAAUUUGAUAUAACUCUAUUUACCAGACUUGAAGUUGUUGCCUCUCUUUCCGAUGAUACGAUGCCAGACAGAGACGGAAGGUGUGUGGACUUCCCCCGCGUCUGGCAGGUCGGCCUACUUCUUCAGCUAUCGUGUUAUGGUGGUGUUGUCGGAAUCUUCGUAGCAUAAUAUAAGGCGCGCACCAUACACGCGCGUCUUAACGGUAAAUAUUGAAUUCCAUGAAUUUGCAUUUAUAGCGAAAUGUGUGUCGUCCUAAGAGAUUUUAUCUUGUAUUUAAGAUAACAUUAGAUAUAUCCAUAGAGGACCUGUAUAAAGCCGAUUUGUAUGACAAUUGUUUUCGGUUAUAUCUAGUCUCUUGUAGAACCAUGGGGCCUCAUUGUAGAGGCCUCGCGAUAGAAACAUUUAGCUGUAUUCAAUCUCAUACUGCGCUCAACAGAUUUACAAGUACAAAUAAUGGCAUGCCUUCGAGAAACUAACGUGAAGUAGCUAACAUGAGCCUCCAUACCAUGAGCAUAUUGACCCUUCAAGUACUAGCAGUAUUUUAUGUGUAAUUUGCUGUAACAGUUUCGCGUAAGCCUUUGAAGGAAUCUCUACCGCCUGACGUUAGUUGUAUUUUUAUAUUUCAUCCGGGGACGUUAAGCCUUAUAUUUUUGUAAAAUUUUAUAUUCCAUUCAAAUUUAAUUUAAUUUAAUCAUAGUUCUUUAAUUUUCUUAAAGUGCCUUAAAUUAAUAGAAUGACACCACUAAAGAGUUUCUACGCAAACUUACGAAUCAAAGUUUAAUUUCCUAACAAGUGCCGAAAGGAUUUUCUCACCAAUUUACUGUCAAUGGAUUUUAUCUAUAGUCUAAAUUCUACUGAAAUAUAUGGCAACACUAGUCCCCGGUCUUGCCAAUAAUAAUUCCAUUCUGGGAACGCAUUCGCAGUUUGGUAAACUGCAUGCACCACUAACAUUCUUUACUAAACAUUCCAUACUUCUCGAGUAGAAUGAGUGACUUAAAGUGAGCUCGUGUACUUACACUAACUUAGAAUAAUACAUAUUAAUUAACUCUGUACAAAUGUCUGUUUCACAUAUGUUAUAUAUCGAGCUGUUAUUACUUCGCUAGUGUUUAUACAUCAAUAUUAAAUGUCUAUGCUGUUCUUACGGGCCACGGAGUCGCCGAGUCUGUAGUAAGCACGGCGCUUAGUGUAGCUAUGCAACGUAUGAUUGAAAUACUAAAGAAAAUUCAUGCAGACCAGCAGAAUUUUAUUAUACUUAUUGAAUAACUAGUUUUCCGCCCGCGGCUUCGCCCGCGUGGAAUUUUGUCUGUCACAGAAAAACUUUAUCGCGCGCGUCCCUG
Ostrinia furnacalis (Asian corn borer) is the source of this 3778-nucleotide messenger RNA. RefSeq names its product Cyclic-AMP response element binding protein A (gene CrebA). The transcript is spliced from 7 exons. Gene Ontology annotation, biological process: regulation of transcription by RNA polymerase II; regulation of apoptotic process. NCBI's taxonomy places the organism in Eukaryota, Metazoa, Arthropoda, Insecta, Lepidoptera, Crambidae. Gene Ontology annotation, molecular function: cAMP response element binding; DNA-binding transcription factor activity, RNA polymerase II-specific. The record is from RefSeq and is a predicted model, not a curated record. Bases 347 to 1453 code for a protein of 368 amino acids.